Castor canadensis (American beaver) is the source of this 5109-nucleotide messenger RNA. The record is from RefSeq and is a predicted model, not a curated record. Lineage: Eukaryota; Metazoa; Chordata; Mammalia; Rodentia; Castoridae.
UUAUAUGAAUUGUUCAACAUCAUAACAUCUAGCUGGAUUAGAACCCAAGUCCCUUGAGUUCAGGAGCCUCAACCCAUGCCCCACCCUGUUCAGAGUUCCUGGUGAGAAAGAACUCAACCAAAGGGUACAAUCACUGUGGCACCAGGGACCCAGAGGGGAAGUGGUGACAGGGACGGAAGGCCAGACCUCACACUCACUCAUCUGUGAGAAAGUAUAAAAGCAAGAGAAAGCUGGCUGGGGCCGCGGUUCCGCAGGACUUCCGAGCAGGACCCAGGCCGGAUCUUGGGAGUGGACACAAAACAGCUGGGACAAGACCCUGUCUGGGGCAGGCCACUGACAAACAACCGUGAGUAGCAUUUUUCUUAUGUUAGUUUAAUCUUCUUCCUCAUUUCAGAAAACCUGCAUUCUUACUUUAUUCCUGCCCUCCAGGUACCUAAGAAGCUGGGUGAGCCUGUGGUGAGCAGGGGAUGGACAUUACAGGAAGAUGCUUCCUGUGGUGGUGGGGGUGGGAGUCCUGGGGAUGCUCAGGGCUGGGGGGUGCUCCUCCUGAGACAGGACCAAACGUCUGGAUGUGCCUUUCAUUUCAUCAUAGCGAUAAAAAACCACACACAGUGUGUGCCAGGCACAGCUCUAACACCUAUCGUGGCUUAAUUAAUCCUUACAACUCAUAUUCCAUGCCCACUUAAUAGAGGCGGGACUGUGACUUACCUGAAGUUCCUGGGAUGUCACUGAGAGCGUUGGCCUGAGCCUAGGCACUCUGGCUUCACAGUCCACCCUUUAGCCAUCAGCCUGUCCUGCCUUCUGAAGUAGCAGAUGGUAGGCCAAGAAAGGACCUCAAAAGGCCAGGGCUGGCAGAGGUCUUGGGGAUCACCUCAGGAGUCUGUGCCCCCAUUUUGCAGGAAAAAGUGAGGCACAACAAAAUACAGCUUGCCUGGAUGAGGCGGCCAGAGAGAGGUCAGAUGCAUACUGGACCCAGCAGCUCAGUCUCCACUUCCGCUUCCAUAGAGGUUCCACUUUGGAAAAGUGAUUUUUCAUGUUAUGCCAUGUGUGUGCCCCAGGUCAGGGCCCAGGUCGAAUCCUGCCUAACUCUGCCAUCCCUGGUAACUGCAGCUUCUGGCAAAUCACCCCACUUCUCUCCCUAUGGCCUCCCUCUUCUGAGCAACACAGGGUGAGAACAUCACUCUCAGGCUUGUGGGUCCCAGUUAGGUGAUGCUGACAGGGGAUGGGUACCUGUGCUGGACUCUGUGAAUAACUGUGGUGGAACCCUUGACCUUCACCCCAUCUGCCAUUGCUGUGGAUUAGAGAUGAAAGUGAAGCACUGCUGGCUGUCCCUAAAAUGGGUGGCUAGUAGAGAGACCUUGGGGCCCAGGUCAGGAUGGAGGCAGAAGAGGACCAGGGAGGAUUCAGAGAGUUCCAGGGAGGCAGCCCCAGCCCCAGCUCUGUAACCACUGUGCGGCUCCAGGAAGGAAGCUCCCUAAACCUCACCCUGCCCCCGGGCCCCAGCACCCCAAUAUGGAUCUCCACCAGCAGUGCCAUUCCUUACCCUUUAGCCAGUUAAGGCGGGCGAAUGGCAGCCUGGCUCAGCCCAGCAGAGCUCUCCAGCGACAGUCUUUCCCCUUCCUCUCAUCUGCUUGUGUCCCUUGCUCUCACUGCAAGCCGUCUAUGGGCAUAACCCUAAGCCCUCAUCCUACAGGGCCAGUGGGAAACUGAGUCUCAGCUUCCCUCCCUGCUAUCCCUUCUCCCAACAUACGGCAUUGACCCUUGGAGUGACACCAGAGUUUAAGAGUGAGGGAGGGACACCUGGUCCGUCUUACAAUGGGCACCCACUCACCUAAGUGCUUGAUGCCAGAUUGUCACUCUCUGGCUUGCCUGGGUUCCCAGAUUCUUUGCCAAGACACAGCACAGAGCUUUGUGUGCAACCUUCAGCGUGUGCCACUCAGCAACUUCCCCUGGAAGUUCUUCCCCCUUCCCCAGGGAGCAGAGCCCAGGUCCCCAACACAUGGCCGUAGACAUGAUCACUCUCCAGUCUUGGGCCAAUCUCUCCUCUUUCAUUGACUUUGAUGGCAAAGGCUCUCCAGUCCCCCCCUGCUCUUUGCCCACCUGGCACCACCAGCUUGGCACAGAUUCUCACCAAGGACAGGAAGAAGGGUUAUUUUCAAGUAGCUUCUGCUUUCACCCCAACCCCUUCAAAAAGUCCCUAAGGUGGAGGUGGGAGACAUGAGGGUUCCCUGAAGGGAAAUAGGUGGCCCUAUCUUGUAGAUAGGAAGACCAGGCCUCAGCAGCGGGGACUGCACAGUGUCACAUGAGCAAGGAAGAGUGGAGCCAGCAUGAGUGGGGUGCAGCUCUUGGGGCCCCAGGACUUACCAACACUGACUCACACGGAAGACCCAUGUCUCCCUCCCCAAUUAGACAGGUUAUCUUGAGCCAGUCAUCCCACUUCCUGAACCUCAGUCCUACAAAUGAGGCUAUAAUCCCAUUCCCAACCUGCCUCAAAAGGGGCUUGCUUUUUCCUUUUACCAGUGACAGAGCAUUUGCCACACGCAGUGCUGUGUGACCUCCCCUGUCAACAUUCACAGCAACCUCUCACCACCCACGCUUGUCAGGUGAGAAACUGAAGCUCACACAAGCUUGAACCUCAUCCAAGUUCAGGCAAGCAGCAAAGUCAAGCUCACAUCCAGAUGGGCUGGAAGCAGACCCUGCCGUGGGAUGGAACAGCAGAUGAUGACUACAGUAACACCCUUUCUGACAGCUGUGAGGACUGACUGAGUUGACACGCCCCGCCCCGACCCCACUGUUCUCCCUCCUGCACUGGUGCAGGGCAGCAAAGCCUUUUGAGCCAGGCAGGCAGAAGCCAAAGGGCUCACCCCAUGGAGGGAUGCCGAGGGAUGGAGACAGCCAACGGCUCUGAGGUUGCUUUCAACCCCAUGAAGCAGUACAUGAUCCUGAGUGGUCCUGAGAGGGUCGCUGUUGCAGUGCUGUGCACCCUGCUGGGCCUGCUGAGUGCCCUGGAGAACUUGGCCGUGCUCUUCCUGAUCAUGUCCUCCCGCCGGCUCCGCAGAAAGCCCUCAUACCUCUUCAUCGGCAGCUUGGCAACAGCUGACUUCCUGGCCAGUGUGGUCUUUGCCGGCAACUUCAUCAAUUUCCAUGUCUUCCAGGGCGUGGAUUCCAAGUAUGUCUUCCUGCUGAAGAUUGGCAGCGUGACCGUGGUCUUCACAGCCUCUGUGGGCAGCCUGCUGCUGACCGCUAUUGACCGCUACCUCUGCCUGUGCUACCCACCUACAUACAAAGUUCUCCUCACCAGAGGGAGGGCCCUGGUGGCCUUGGGUGUCAUGUGGGUCCUCUCGGCAGUGGUCUCCUACCUACCACUCAUGGGAUGGACUUGCUGUCCCAGUCCCUGCUCUGAGCUUUUCCCACUGAUCCCCACUAGCUACCUGCUGGGCUGGCUGCUGUUCAUUGCCAUCCUCUUCUCUGGCAUCAUCUACACCUAUGGGCACGUCCUCUGGAAGGCCCAUCAGCACGUAGCCAGCUUGGCUGAGCACCAGGAUAGUCAGGUGCCAGGAGUGGCUCGGAUGAGGCUAGAUGUGAGGUUGGCCAAGACCCUGGGGCUGGUACUGACUGUGCUGUUCAUAUGCUGGUUCCCUGCACUGGCUCUCAUGGCCCACAGCCUGGUCACCACACUGAGUAACCAGAUCAAAGAGGCCUUUGCCUUCUGCUCCAUGCUGUGCCUUGUCAACUCCAUGGUCAAUCCUGUCAUCUACGCCCUGAGGAGUGGGGAGAUCCGCUCCUCCGCUCAUCAUUGCCUGGACCACUGGAGGAAGCACCUGCAAGGCCUUGGGUCUGAGGGAAAAGAAGAAGCCCCAAAGUCCUCUGUCACUGAAACGGAGGCUGAUGCACAAGUUACCCCAGGGCCGGGUAACAAAGGCUUGGACUGCUGAUAACACCUCUUUCCCAACUGUAAACAACCCAAGUCAGACAUCAGUUUGCUCUCCAAAGGAGAGUGAGGAGGACCAGUCCCAGGGGACUGGACACUGACCCCUUUUUGCUGAGGAGGGCUGAGACUCAUUCCUGGAGGGUAUGUGGCCAUGCCGGCCUGCAGAUCCUGGCCCAAAGUCCAGGGUCUGGGCCCAGCUCAGGUGCAGCAGGGCAGGAAAACCUUCCUGACCAGUAGCUUAGUGCCUGUGUCCUCCAGAGACCACAGAAGCCGGAGGGGCCUUCAGGGCUGGCAGUGAGGGACUCAGGGGAGACCCAGGAAGAAGAGGGACUGCUCUCCUGGGAGUUCUGGGUACCCUGGCCAGUGCCUUCUUGGCCUGCGGCUUAUCGGUUUCCAUGGCUUCCAAGGCAUGGAUUCCUGGGAUAUCUUCCUGCUGAGGAUUAGCCAUGUGACUGUGACUAGUCAGUUCUUGCUCCUGCUCAAUUAGCAGGGCCUUCUUGGUUAUGGAGCUAUAAGAGGCCCCACUUGACUUCAGGGUCACCCUUGUCCCAGAACAGUGGUGUGAUGGAGAUGGAGGGCAUUGACCCACCUCUUCCAGCGAUAAAUGACAAGUCUUCAGUUUGGGGCAUGUGAUUGUUUAAGUCAGAAUCCUUCUGACCCUCACUUCUGUGAAGGAGUCAGUGACCCAGCCACGGUGACCUCUGAGGUCCCUGGGAAGCCCAGAGGAGCCUGGAGAUGACUGCUUAGAAAAUUGUGCUGACCCUGUGGUGUCCUGCUGAGUGGUGCUACCAGGACCAACCAGUGUCCCAGUCUGUAGAAAAAAAGAAGACAUUUGCAAAGACUAGACAUUCACUCUAAGUCCCCAGAGUGUUCCUAGUCCCCCUCCCUCCAGUUCAGCCCCUUUGCUUCCUCUGCACCUGUAACACAUUGCUGAAUAACCAGGAGGAGGGGAAAGUCCCUGCCAUGUCCCAGGCGCAGGGUGGGCUGACAUUCCUCAGUCCAUCGUCCAUUAGCCCAGCAGAGCACAGCCCCAUAAGACCAAAGAUCCCAGAAUGCCUGAAUUUUACAUCUUGGGGGUGCUAGGUUCCCAUCAGACCAGGAGGCAAGAGAAAGUGUUCGUGGCGUGCAGAUUGCAGAUAGCUGCUAGCACCAGCAUUGGAAACCGCAGAUGCAAUAAA